GCGGGUGAAGAUGGCGGCGCCCGGAGAGCGAGGCGGCGGGGGUUGCAGCUGCUGAGGCCUGGGGGUGUCAUGGCCGCCGUGGGCCGGGCUCUGAGCUGGGCGCUGCGGGCGGGGAGGUCGGGCCCGGCCCGUACAGUCAGUGGUGCCUGUUUCCUGGAGAACAGAGUCCAGAGGGUCAACAUUUUUCCUGCUUGCUUUUAUGGAGACAGUUCUGCCCUGGAUACCAUCCUAGGAAUUUCCAGAGAGAAGACAGAAUGUGCACUGGGGCAGCAUCCACCAUCAGUGUCUUACUGCAAAGCUGAGCAAGAUAACUUGUUGGUGCACCAACCAGAUGAGCCAGAGAACCCCAAGGUUCUGAGAGUUGCCAUCAUUGGAGCACCAAAUGCUGGGAAAUCUACCCUCUCAAAUAAACUCUUGGGCAGAAAGGUUUUCCCAGUAUCUAAGAAGGUGCACACCACACGAUGCAAAGCCCGUGGGGUCAUCACAGAAGACGACACUCAGCUGAUCAUCCUGGACACACCUGGCCUCAUCAGCCCCAAGAAAGCCAAAAGGCAUAAUCUGGAGAAAUCCCUGAUGCAUGAUCCAUGGGACAGCAUGAAACAUGCAGACUUAGUUCUGGUUUUGGUGGAUGUGUCAGAAUGCUGGACACAGAACCGUCUGAGUCCCCAGGUGCUGCAGUGUCUUUCUCAGUUCCCACAGAUUCCCAGCAUCCUGGUCAUGAACAAGGUGGAUCUGCUCAAGAGAAAGGCCCUUCUGCUGGAUCUGGUCACUGAGCUCACAGAGGGAGUCGUAAAUGGAAAGAAACUGAAAGUGAAAUCUACGUCUGAGAGGCAUUCAGACUCCACGAGAAACAAUCCCCUUCAAAGCAUCCAAACUUGUCUGUCUGAGAAUACAUCCAAAGAGUCUGGUUAUCUCCAGGAUGCCAGUGAAGUCCAGCGGGGCUCUGGCUCAGAUACCACUUGUAACAUGAGAGCAUCAAACUCUGAUCAUAUGUUGGAAGGCGCAGAGAAAGCGCAAAUUGCAAACCACCAGGUAUCGAGAGACUUAAAGAACAAGAAAGGCUGGCCGCACUUCCAGGAGAUCUUCAUGCUAGCAGCUAUUAAUGGAGAGGCAGUGGAGACCCUGAAGAAGUACCUCCUGAUGCAAGCCAAGCCAGGUCAAUGGGAGUACCACAGCAGGGUUUUGACAAGCCAGUCGCCCCAGGAGAUCUGUGAUAAUGUAAUUAGGGGGAAGCUACUGGAGUAUCUGCCACAGGAAGUGCCCUACACUGUGCUUCAGAAGACGGAGAUGUGGGAGGAAGGGCCGAGUGGGGAGCUCAUCAUCCUGCAGAACCUGCUGGUCCAAAAGGAGACCCAUGUGAAGAUGCUGAUUGGUGUGGGAGGCCAGCUGAUCAGCAGGAUUGCUCAGGAGGCCGGUGAGGACCUGAUGAACAUAUUCCUGUGCGACAUCCGCUUGAAGCUCUGUGUGAAGCAGACGAAAUGAGCUGCUUGUUUAGAUGUUACCAACUCUUGUUGUCUGACCACUAAUGAAGAGAUGGACAUGCUGAAGAACAUGGAGACACCCCUUUCUGGUGGGGCUGAUGCCCCCUGGCAAUAUCAGGGCACUGAGAUUCCCCCCAGGUGUAGAGAGGGAUGCUGAGUAAACCAAAGAACUAAAGAAGAGUGUGUUCUUUGUGGGGGUCUGAACUGCAAUGAGUUUAAUGCUCGAACGUGGUGAAAUCUUCAGACAUUGACCCACCCCAACAGAUUAUCCAGCAAGAACUUGGAGUGGAUGUUGGGGAACCAACCCCCCCCCACACACACAGACACACAGUUUUAGUGCAGUUACAGAGCCAUCUGUCUUUGCUCCCUCUGCUGUUUCUUGGCUUUCGCGUCCUUUGCACUACUUGCCCACUAUCUGUACUGCCAAAAGCAAACAACUGUGGCUGGAUGUUGUGCUGAAAAUGAUGAUGCUGCAGUGGCAGAAUAUGAGGUGGAGAGAGACGGGAGGAGGCAAGAGCAAAAAUUGAAUCUCUAAGGCCAGGGUCAUUUCUGAAGGGCUCAAACAGGUGCGACCUGCAUGCAUGUCCAGAUGCAUGCAUUGUAUUGCACCUCAGUGGGCAUGAGUGAUAUGAGUACUGGUCUGUCGAAUACUCCCUAGACCAUUAAUGUCCACUGUGAAGAAAUAACUCUCCAGUCUCCCUCAGGCAAGAGCUUAAAACACUUCUACAGUAAUUAGUGUUCUAGGAAAACUGCAGACUCAGCUAUGAGUAGGCUGAGUGAGUACUGUAAAGUGAAUGCUGCCUGUAUAGUGUUUGGGGGUCUUUGGCCUGAAAGUGGCUUUGUAAGUAUAACUGUCCUUUAAAAUUCAAAAGGACUGCUGUCUUCUGGCAAAGAAAGGGUUAUCGGGUGUAUUCCCCUCGUCUCAUGUCUUCAGUGCUGCAAGGCUGAGUAGCUGUACAGCUUGGAAUGGCGACGUUCCAGCUGAAAAGGCUGCACCAGCCCAGCCCAACUCACAUGCUGAUCUUCCCUGUGAUUGCAGCACGUCGUGCUGUCUGCCUGGCCUUUCUUCUGCAGGCUGUGGAAGAUGAAUGAAUGAGGGAUCAUGGAAACAGGGCCUUUAGGAGCCAGAUGUUUGCUGACGGGGGCUGGAGCAGGGGAUGUUGCUUGCAAAUAGAGCCACUCAUUCCUUUUUAGUGUAGCUGGGAUAGCAGGUGGGUAUUGCUGAGGGAAUCACUCUGUUGGUCACUGUCAAAGAGGGACGUGUUGGCUAACAGCAGUGGUUCCCAACUAGAGUGCACCUGCAAUAGAUGCAUGGAUACUGUCUCCCUUCCCCAGCGCAGUUGGCACCCUGGCCUCUUCUCAUUCUCCUCUUUUCUAUUUUGCAAGCAUUUUUGUUGUCUUGUUUUCUCUUCCUUAUCAUCCUUUUCUCCCACUCGCCAGAAGGCUGUGGGGUGUUAAUUGGUGGCUCUGUGGGGGUGGGAAGGAGGAGCCAGGCUGCACCUGCUGUUGUGACUGAGCAGGGAAGGGGGUCGUGGGUCAGUGGGCUGCUGUCUGAAUAUGAAGGUCUGUAUACCGGAGGGGCUGCUGCAGGAGGCUGAGGGAAAGGGAAGAGCCUCCCAAGGAGCUGCCUGAUUUUAGAAGCAGCAAUUAGAGCAAAUUGGCAUGGGGUGGAAAGUGGAUCCACUGCCAGGCUCUCUCUACUCCCAUUGCUCCUUCUCUCCUUUGCACUGCCCCAGGGGAUUCUAGGUGUGCUCCAGCAUGGCCUCAAGAGUUUGCACUUGGCUACCAACUGAAUAUUCAGUAGCCCCCAGCAGCUUACCUCACUCUUCCACCAUUGUCUGCUGUCACAGCAAGGCAAGACUAAAAUGGCACCUAUCCCUGACUUGUUCCUAGUGAAACCUUACUGUGGAAGAGAAUGGGGGGAGGAUUCAGCCUGUUUGGGAGCCAAGUGGCACAGUUGGUGGGAGGAGACUGGGGGCUAGAACAGCUUUAUUGCACCAACUUCACCUGUAGAGAUCUGGGGUCAAGUGAGGACCAGGUGUCCUUAGAAGGCCCUGCUUGUCCCGUUGUUUGCAGAGUGCCCACCUUAGCUUGAGGCAGUUGAAGAGAAGCCCCGGACUGGAGAAGCAGGGAUGUCGCAGGUCAGGCUUGAGGUGCGUUGCAGAGCUGGCAGGGACCUUAGCCUUGGCUGGUAGCAGGUGACACAGGUCAGGACUGAAAGGCGUGGAGGUGUAUGGCAGUCUGUAGCCUUGUGCUGCCCUUGCAGUAGCUCUGUUGGUGUUGGCAUGGACUGGCACAGCCUCUGGGCACAAAGAUGAGAUAAGCUGUUUACUGGCACCAGGAUGGACUGACUAGCAUAUUAUAGAUAUAUAUCUAGACCAGUGUUUCUCAAAUGCAGUCACCAUGGUCGCAUGUGGCCACCAGAGAAUUUUCUUGCGGCCACAGCCUCCUGGGCGGUAAUGGGGGGCGGGGGGAGCAGCGGCGCCCCUCCCCCAGGGCCACAUCUGGCGGGAGACAAGCUGGAGGAGCAGGCAGCCAGUAAGUUCCCACCUUCCCAGGGCUGGUGGGGUCAGGCUUCAGCCCUUGGGUGGCAGGUUCCAGCCACAAGGGUUCAGGCUCCGUUCCCCAGCCAUAAAAUAGUGAGCUCUGGCCCCAACAUCACUCCCCCCUCCAGUGCCCCUGGCCCCUGCUGCCUCCAUAUCCACCUCCCCACCCAGGGCUUAAUUUGUCCCCAGGCUUGCCGGGCUGAGUAACUCUGCUGUGAAAGGUGAUAGUUGUAUGUUUAAUAUCACUUUUCACAGCAGACUUAGUAACUAGCACAUCUUUAAAAAAAAAAAAAAGGGGGGGGGCAACAAAAAAAAGCAAAAGACAAGAACA
Molecule: messenger RNA, 4358 nt
Organism: Mauremys reevesii (Reeves's turtle)
Lineage: Eukaryota; Metazoa; Chordata; Testudines; Geoemydidae
Gene: ERAL1
Product: Era like 12S mitochondrial rRNA chaperone 1
Exons: 11
Coding region: 70-1482 (470 amino acids)
Biological process (GO): ribosomal small subunit assembly
Cellular component (GO): mitochondrial matrix
Molecular function (GO): ribosomal small subunit binding; rRNA binding; GTP binding
Source: RefSeq, a predicted model, not a curated record